Messenger RNA from Lingula anatina, 1378 nucleotides. RefSeq names its product alpha-1,3-mannosyl-glycoprotein 4-beta-N-acetylglucosaminyltransferase C-like. The record is from RefSeq and is a predicted model, not a curated record. NCBI's taxonomy places the organism in Eukaryota, Metazoa, Brachiopoda, Lingulata, Lingulida, Lingulidae.
AAGUCACACUGGUUUGUAUUUCAAUGGCGACGCAGGGAAAGCAUGGCACGACUUAAACAACUCCAUCGUAUAUUUGUUGUCGGAUCAUUAUUUGCAGUCACUUUAUAUCUUGUACACGUAACUAUCCAAAACAAUAUAUUUUACCGUGAUUCUCUCCAUUAUGGAGCACAAAAAGACGCAUACUCAGAUCUGAAAAGAGAUUCACAGAUUGAAAAGAAACAGACAAGCGUGGACCAGAGUCAUUCUGUUUUUUCUCGAUGGGAUGCCAUGGAACUCGGGGAUGUGUGUGUUUUUGGGAAACACAGGCAGAAGAAAGGAUUUCUUACCAUUGGUAUUCCGUCUGUCAAACGAGCAAAGGGGACCGUGUAUCUGUUGCAGACGAUUUCUUACAUAAUAAACAUGACGUCACCAAGUGAGAGGGAGAAAAUUGUUUUAUUGGUGUUCCUGGCAAAUUUUGAUACACAAUACAAUGAAAAUGUCUUGAAAAGUAUCAGCGCAAAAUUUGAUGAUUACAUGAAGAGUGGAUUUAUCCUAGUGAUGCAAGUUCCAGAAAAAAAUUACCCUCCGUUAGAAAAUUUGAAGAGGAAUUAUAAUGAUUCUCCGGAGAAAGUAAAAUGGCGAUCGAAACAGAAUGUUGAUUAUGCUUUUAUGUUUCUGUACGGAAGAAAUAUUUCAAAAUACUAUAUUCAGAUUGAAGACGAUGUGGUUCCAGCCCGUGGAUUCACCAAAGACAUACGUGCUUUUAUCAUAGAAAAUAGCAAAAAGCCAUGGAUAUGUUUAGAAUUUUCCAUUCUUGGAUUUAUUGGGAAACUGUUCAAAUCCAAAGACCUGGAAAAAUUUGCAAGGUACUUGAUUUUAUUUUACGACGAGCAACCUUGUGAUUGGCUUAUCGAUCAUUUCCUAACUUCGAUGACUCAGAAAAAGCGCAUCUUCCACAAACAGUCUUUAUUCCAGCAUCAGGGGGACUGGUCUUCUUCGGAAGAAAAGUCGAGGAAAGGACCUAAUAUGUCGCGGGACAUUUACUUCAAAGAUAAACAAGGAAAAACCACUCAAAGGGCGCCAAAAGGAAAGUCGUGACUUGCAAUUACACUUCUGUAGCUUAAUACAAGGAGCAAAAACGUUCUUCCAAAAUAUUUUUAAGUAAACUUUUUUUUUUACUUUUCAAGAUAAGAAGGAUAGAGGUUGUAUUUCGUGGUACGAGUACGGGCACUACAUUAACUUUUUUCAAAUAUGCAUAUCAUUAACUCUACGUAUUUUGUGUACUGUCAUAUUGACAUAUCUGGAUAUAGAUCGUCAGAGGAUUAGUCAGCGCGUUAAACAAUCAACUUAAAAUCAAAGAGAUCUUAAAUAGUAAAACAAUUACUUGGAGACAAAAAAA